AUGCAAGCCACCAGCAGCGAUUGCGAUACGUCGUCUAACUCGCUCGGCCAGCGCCGAGGCAUAUCCGAUCUGGCGCGAUUCGCCCUCGACCUGACUUGGGCAUCUCCUCCAAGAGCAGAGUUCGCAACUCCUGCUCAACCCAGAGACUACCCUUCUCCGCCCAUGUCAGGGUCUCCUCCACUCCCGCCCAAAGCAAACCAAGAGGUUGGUGACCGAGGGCAACAACCGCAUGGCAGCUAUCCGUCCGUCAACCCACAAGAUGCCUACAGGGGAGGACCACCACCACCACCGACCACACAGCAGGGCGACAUCCGAGGACAUCCGCCGCCGCAGACCCUCCCGCCCCCUCCAACACGACCUUAUCACACCGAGCAGCCAGACAGAAUGGCCUACUCCUACCCACGCCCUGACGACCACUUGCGAAAUCCGCCAUCCGGAUAUGCCCACAUGGCAAGCCAGGCAUUGCAACAACGGCCGCCGCCGUAUAUGCAGAUGCCCGGCCCUCCGCCGCCUCCGUCCCAACAUCCACACUACCCGGCACCGAUGCCGCAGCAGCCUCCCCAGGAGAACGCCCCCUACACGUCUCCCAAGACGCAACGAAAGACAAAGGGCCAUGUGGCAUCAGCCUGCGUGCCAUAUGUGACGGAAGACGCCUGCGUCGACGUGCAGCACAAGAAGCGUGGCCGCCCACGCUUGAGGGACGACCGAGAGGGCCGGUACGGGCCCUCGACAUAUCCGCAUCCGCAGGAUGCAGCUGCAGCAAGGAGGCCGUUGAGUCUGUACUCUUCUGGCGGUCCUAUCUCAGGGUACGAUGACCCCAUCCGACGUAGUCAGUCCUAUCGCGUUCUAAAGUCUCAACCAAGCGAACCCCUUGCGCCUCGAUACCUAGAACGGGCCUCGCCGGCUGAUGCGAACCUCUACGCACCUCCCCUGUCCGCCGCGCCGGGUGCGCCUGAGCCGGUCGUGUAUUUGACAAUGGAAUUGGAUAUUGCACGAGUUUCGCAGACGUUCUCAGAUGCCGUCGGCAUCGUCAGCGUUCGAGGUCGAAAACUCUUCGACAUCGUCGUGCCCUCGGAUCGAGAAAAGGUGCAGAGCCACCAACGGCAGAUGCAGGACGAGCGGGCGAGGAAAGAUCCGGUGUACCUGCCACCCAUCUUUGGCCAGCACGAGCAGGAGCGUGUCUUCGAGUCGUUGCGGUUUGAGGCGGAUGAGCUGUCGCGGUUCCAACUGGAUCGUCAAGACUUCUUCGUCUUCGCAUCGAGCGAUGGCCAGCCCCGGUCGUUCUCGGUCCGCAUGGGUCUUGCGAAGCGGGAGUCGAUAUACUUUAUCGUGCUCCUAUUGAACGCUGCGCCCAGAUAUCCGUAUCCCUCACCUUCACCUCACGCCAGAGACAUUCCGUACUCGUACCAGCAACAGGCUCCGCCGCCGCCACCACAGUCACAGACGUAUGCCCAACAUACGCCGAUGUCUGCGACGUUUGAGCCUUCUCGGACUCGGUUCGGGGAGAGCACACUAGCGCCCCGGCCGUCUCCGGGACAGCCUCCGCACAUGGCAUCCGGAUUGAGUCCGGGCGUCAGCCCUGGCAUGCCAUCAUACGCGGCCUCACCUAGCCGUCCUGACUACGCUGUCGGACCGUCCUCCUACCAGAUCCCCCGCAGUGAGUUACCGCCGACCACUCGGCCGCCGCAACCCUCAUUCCAGCUCCCUCCGAUCCGCGCUGGCCCGCAUCAGCCUCCUCAACCGGAACCAUCAUGGCAAAGAGAUGAGCGGUCUUCCGGUCGUGUCGACAUCGGCGGCUUGCUUGAACAACCGGACCCGCAGCAGCGCCGUCCGCAAUGA
This is a messenger RNA of Colletotrichum gloeosporioides, 1839 nucleotides long. RefSeq lists its product as uncharacterized. NCBI's taxonomy places the organism in Eukaryota, Fungi, Ascomycota, Sordariomycetes, Glomerellales, Glomerellaceae. The transcript is spliced from 3 exons. The coding region runs from base 1 to 1839 and encodes 612 amino acids. The record is from RefSeq and is a predicted model, not a curated record.